This is a messenger RNA of Cydia amplana, 922 nucleotides long. Its product is annotated as dual specificity protein phosphatase 23-like. The record is from RefSeq and is a predicted model, not a curated record. Gene Ontology annotation, biological process: protein dephosphorylation. Gene Ontology annotation, molecular function: protein tyrosine phosphatase activity; protein tyrosine/serine/threonine phosphatase activity. NCBI's taxonomy places the organism in Eukaryota, Metazoa, Arthropoda, Insecta, Lepidoptera, Tortricidae. Gene Ontology annotation, cellular component: cytoplasm. Bases 98 to 919 code for a protein of 273 amino acids. The transcript has 4 exons.
UACGCCGUAUAACAACGCCAGAAAGCUGAAAAUUAGAUAAAUGCUCGUUUCCUAGGUGUAAUUUUCCCUUGGCCAAGGUUAGGGUCUCCAGAAAUAAAUGUUACAUACUCCAGAGUUUGGAGGCAGUGCCAAGUUUUCUCCGUCCGUUGUCUCGGCAGUUCACCGUGAAAAAGCAAGCUCGAUGGUCAACAGUGCCACCUGCCAGUGUGAAAAGUGCCAGUUGAAAUCCAAAAUGGGUGACGAAGAAUACCAAGUUUUUACCAGAAUGGAAGACAUCACGGAGCAAGACGACAAGCAUCUAGCGGGAGCUAGAAAGGAGAUAAGGAACGAAUUGACUGUUAUAAUCCCUGAAAAUCCGUUCCCAGAAAUAGAAGUUGACGCUUACCCUCCUCUAAAAUUCUCCUGGGUUAUACCGAAAAAACUGGCCGCCAUGGCCUUCCCGAGAAACACAGAAAACAUAAAGUAUUUGACCAAUCAAGGUAUAACGCACCUGGUAACACUGACGGCGGGGAAGAAACCCCCGGUGGAAGGGUUCUCGCGGAUACGAUGGACGGAAAUACCGGUGGAGGAGUUCGAGGUGCCCUCACUGGACCAGAUUAAGAAGUUCAUCGACGUUUGCAAAAGGGCUGAUAAAAAUGACGAGGUGAUGGGCGUGCACUGCCGGCAAGGCCGCAGCCGUUCGGGCAUCAUGCUGGCCGCCUACCUCGUGCACUUCCACAGGUUUCUGCCCGACCAGGCGCUCAACACCAUCCGGAUGAUUCGCCCAGGCUCCUGCGACUCCACGGAGCACGAGGAGGCGGUGGGGCAGUACUUCGUGUACCUGACGGAGGACAAUCCGCUCAAGUUCGGCGUGUCGGGCGACGUCAUGGAGGACUUCAUACAAGCCGCUAAAGAAUGCAACAAGAAAAACGUUGAAUAAGUG